Molecule: messenger RNA, 869 nt
Organism: Xenia sp. Carnegie-2017
Lineage: Eukaryota; Metazoa; Cnidaria; Anthozoa; Malacalcyonacea; Xeniidae
Product: ras-related protein Rab-8B-like
Exons: 8
Coding region: 111-710 (199 amino acids)
Molecular function (GO): GTP binding; GTPase activity
Source: RefSeq, a predicted model, not a curated record
AACGUGAUCGGAUUUCCUACUUGCAAUUACUUGCCCUUCACGGAAGUGGAAUGAACGUUGUUAUUGCCGUCUCAUGAUAAAGUAGUGCUUCGUGUAAACACGUAUUUACAAUGUCUGUAAAUAAUGAUUACGAUUCUACAUUUAAAAUCCUUGUGCUAGGUGACAGUGGUGUGGGAAAGACAUGCUUAAUCUAUCGUUAUACAGCUGGAGAAUUCACGGAUGCUUAUGUUUCUACAAUAGGAAUUGAUUGCAGGACGACAAUGUUAAAUGUUGAUGAACUAAAAGUUCGUAUGCAGAUUUGGGAUACUGCUGGUCAAGAGAGAUUUCGCACUUUAACAAGUGCAUAUUACAGAGGAGCAAUGGGUGUUCUUUUGGUGUAUGAUGUGACUGUUGAAGAGUCUUUUGGUCACAUUAAUUCUUGGUUAAGAAACAUUGAAGAGAAUGCCAGCACAGAUGUUUGUAAAGUGUUAGUAGGUAAUAAAGCUGACUUACAAAAUCUUCGAACAAUUUCAAAGCAAAGAGGAGAGAUGGUUGCACAAAAUAACAAUUUAAAAUUCUUCGAGACUAGUGCUAAAGAUGGACAAGGAGUUGAAGAAGCUUUUAAUUGUUUGGCUCAUCUCAUCAAAGAACUGAAGGAUUCUAAAGAAGCAAGUGAUGUAGAUGAUCUUAAUGCACAACUGACUUCACUUGAACACAGUAAAUGCUGCUAAAAACUCUCCUUAAUCAAAAGAUUCACGUAUCCAUACCUACAGAUUGAUUCAGCCGUACCAGUACUAGCUAUAAAAUUUGUUGUAUUUGCUUUCAUUGUGACUAAAGCGAUGUAAAUAAAAUUGUCUUGUUGAAUAAACGAUUUGAAAGAUUUGUCGAAA